Molecule: messenger RNA, 1962 nt
Organism: Nipponia nippon (crested ibis)
Lineage: Eukaryota; Metazoa; Chordata; Aves; Pelecaniformes; Threskiornithidae
Source: RefSeq, a predicted model, not a curated record
AUGGUGGCCAAGGAUUAUCCUUUCUACCUCUCCGUCAAGAGGGCAAAUUGUGCCUUGGACGCGCAGACAGUGACCAGCCCGGCUAAAGAGACGGAGGAGCCCAGUAACAAACGGGUCAAGCCGCUUUCCAGAGUUACCUCACUAGCGAGCCUCAUCCCUCCUGUGCGUGCCACCCCGUUGAAAGAAACAUCACUAUCAGUGGAUCGUUCUAUCAGUUUCCGUAGUGACAGUCGCCCAGAUCUGUUCAGUCCACGACCAUGGUCUCGAAAUGUGCCCCCUGCUAACACAAAGCGGAGAGACAGCAAACUAUGGAGUGAGACCUUUGAUGUUUGUGUCAAUCACGUGCUUACAUCUAAAGAAAUCAAACGUCAAGAGGCUAUCUUUGAACUUGCCCAGGGAGAAGAAGACUUGAUAGAAGAUCUGAAGUUAGCAAAAAAGGCUUAUCAUGACCCAAUGCUUAAACUUUCCAUAAUGACAGAGCAAGAGUUGAACCAAAUUUUUGGAACGUUGGAUUCUCUAAUUCCUCUACAUGAAGAUCUUCUUAGGCGACUUCAAGAAGUCAGGAAACCUGAUGGAUCAACAGAACAUGUUGGCCAUAUUCUUGUGGGUUGGCUUCCAUGCCUGAACUCCUAUGAUAGCUACUGCAGCAAUCAAGUAGCAGCCAAAGCUUUAUUGGAUCACAAGAAACAAGAUCAUAGAGUCCAAGACUUCCUACAGCGCUGCUUAGAGUCCCCCUUUAGUCGCAAACUGGACCUUUGGAAUUUCCUUGACAUCCCAAGAAGCCGUUUGGUUAAAUACCCAUUACUACUCAGAGAGAUUUUGAGACACACACCAAAUGAUCAUCCAGAUCAGCAGCACCUUGAAGAAGCUAUAAAUAUAAUUCAGGGCAUAGUGGCUGAAAUCAACAUAAAGACUGGUGAAUCUGAAUGCCGGUAUUACAAAGAGAGACUUAUUUAUCUUGAAGAAGGCCAAAGGGAUUCAUUGAUUGAUAAUUCACGUGUUGUAUGUUGUCACGGUGAACUGAAGAACAACAGGGGCGUGAAACUGCAUGUCUUCCUCUUUGAAGAAGUGUUGGUAAUUACUCGAGCUAUCGCCCAUAAUGAACAGCUCUGCUACCAGCUGUAUCGGCAGCCAAUUCCGGUGAGGGAGCUUGUGCUAGAAGACUUGCAAGAUGGAGAGGUGCGACUGGGUGGAUCCAUACGUGGUGCAUUCAGCAACAACGAGAGAAUCAAAAACUUCUUUAGAGUCAGCUUCAAAAAUGGAUCUCAAAGCCAGACUCACUCACUCCAAGCCAAUGACUCCUUCAACAAACAACAGUGGCUUAACUGUAUCCGCCAGGCCAAAGAAAAAGUUACGUGUGCAGGCAAAGCUGGCGUGCUGAACUCGGAAGCGCAUUUUCUUUUGUCACCAAAUGGCAGCAGAGUACCCCAGGGAGAAACGGCGCUUGAGCGGAUGGACCAAUCGGACUGUGAGUCGGACUGUAGCAUGGACACCAGCGAGGUCAGCGUCGACUGUGAACGUAUGGAACAGGCAAACUCCUGUGAACAUGAAAAGCAAAUAGAAACCAAUGUUUGACAAAAACUUACAGUUCGUGGAAGAAAAUCUGUCUCUUACCUGUACAGUAUUUGCAUUCCAUACACGGAACCAUUUGGAGAAGCACUUUUAAAAUAUUUUUUGUGACAGUGUCAAUGCAGCCCUUCUUGUAUUUGUACCUAUGAGUGUAGUACUGUAACUGCCGAUCUGUAUAAGCUGGAGUCUCUUGCAACUCAUGUCCUGUGCUUAUAUUCCCUAAACAUCUAAGGUGGAUGAAAGAGGUACUUGACCAGUUAUUCCCAAUGUCCUGCUGUAAACAGAAUCUCUAAACUACUGUUCAUAUGUGCGUUACAUAAAGAAUCUUUUCAUAAUUUUUAAAAGUACUUUAUUUGCCCUUUAAUGGGGCAGCUGAAGAUGUGGACUUAAUAU